Pelagomonas calceolata is the source of this 895-nucleotide messenger RNA. NCBI's taxonomy places the organism in Eukaryota, Pelagophyceae, Pelagomonadales, Pelagomonadaceae. The record is from the annotation of a GenBank genome assembly.
GAGCCAAACUCUGCAAAUACGAGCCCGCACGCGACGCGCGGACACAGGGCAUCUCUCCUCACUGUCACAGAGCCGUAACUGCAGCGAUUUUCCACGCGUACGCCGCAGCGACUGAUAUUUGACUCCAGCCGCGCGCGCGCGAAACCGCAGCUAGACGCCGCCGCCGCGACGCAAAAAACAACAGCAAGAAGGCACAAAUGAAGUUCAGCCCGGAGCACAUGCGCGCGCGCUGCACUUUACAACAAGAAAACCCCAAGAGGGGCACGUCCGCGGCUAGGUACGAUAGGUACAAGUGCGCCACGUCAUUGCAGAUGGUCCUGGAUCUCGGCGGUUCGAGGGGUGACUUAGCCAACGACAUCAUCAAGGGUUUCAUCCACAUCGAAGAUCAGUCUGUGAAGGACGCGUUGAUGGCGACGAGGAAUGCCGUGGAAUUGCGACCGCCCUACGAGAGUCUGUAUAGUACACCGGUGGAGCCCUACGUGCCCGACGACGCGGAUCCGCUCGGCGUGACGGAUGCCGACCGAGACGAGGCCCGGAAAUACAUCCGGUGGUUGUUCGAGCAAAGACUCCACCGCGAAACGAAGAAGAAGCCUCGCUUGUCGACGGGCGACAACGCGGACAAAUGUGCGGAACGAAAGCUCAAGCUGAUCGAGUUCGUCAAGGCCAAUGGUGGCGACGCCGACAAGGUCGAGCGGGAAAUUACCGUCACCUGCAAGCAGCGCAUGGAGGGCAACACGGAAGGCGGCAUCGACUACUACUUCCACUCGUCGGACGGCAAGCGCUACCGCUCCAAUAAAGAGGUCUGCAAGAAGUUCCUCGGCAUCAGCGACUUCGUCUCUCCGCCGAAGAAGGCGAAGACGGCGAAGUAGGUCUAUUGUGUUUAACUCUACGUGAU